Oppia nitens is the source of this 795-nucleotide messenger RNA. RefSeq lists its product as uncharacterized. The transcript has 2 exons. Bases 85 to 657 code for a protein of 190 amino acids. Lineage: Eukaryota; Metazoa; Arthropoda; Arachnida; Sarcoptiformes; Oppiidae. The record is from RefSeq and is a predicted model, not a curated record.
UCGGCAACAAGCAUACAAUCAUCAUCAUCACCACAACGGGAACCGUUAUUUGAUCGCAAUAGUCAUCAACCGUUACCAAUAUUUAUGGACACCUAUUAUGCCGUACAGAACCAGAAAACUGGUCGAUGGCUACUAUGGUUGCCCAGUACGGGAACGGCCUACAAAAUGUCUAACAAAUCAGUGAAUAUGUUUCAUCAUUGGUUAGCAGCGCCGAUGGAUCAUUUUGGUUGGACCAAUAUGAGGCACGGUAUCAAUUCACAUCAUAUUAAAUUAGCCAGAUCAGAUUAUCAGGGCUACUAUUUUAUCUACAAUAAAGAUUGUCAUUCUGGUGAUUAUCCAAACAAAGAGAGUAAUGAUUAUCAAAUAAUAUGCACAAAACCGUCGUACGAUACAUACAAUUAUAGUGCAGAUCCUGAAUAUAACUGGCUAUUUGUUGAACAACAAUUACCAUCAUCAGCACCGGUAUAUCAAUUGGAUGACCACCACUACCAGCACAAUCAUUUAGGAUUUAUAGUUACUAUUAUUGUAAUGAUGGUCAUACUAUUGUCAUUGAUUAUAGCUAUUGUAAUCUACUAUUUUAAAUUUGAACGCUUUCAAUCAACAAGCUAUAGUCAACAUAUUUAUCAUGUAAAAGACACUGAUACUAUUGACAGCUAAUAAUAAACAUGUAUACUAACCAACAACAACAACAAAAACUAACUGUGUAAAUAAACUAGCAGCUAAAAAAUAUUAUUAUUUAUAUACAGGUAACUACUGUAGUUUAUAAAUAUCUAAUAGUUUUAAAUAAUUUUAUAU